CGUAUAAGCUUUGCGGUGAUACAAAGUUCAGACAAUGGAGCAUUGAGGCACUUCMUUUUCGUGCUGCUUUAAAAUCGACGAAGAGGUGGUUGUCCGCCCACAACGAGUUCACAUUGCCUGCGCUGCAACAGCGAGGGUUGCAUUAAGUGCCCCGCCUAUCUGAUGACCGACACACGUCAGUGUGUGGAGCAAUGCCCUUCUGGUUACAUCGAUCAAUGGUCGGCGCAUACCGAAUUUAUGGGACGCGUCUGCGUCUCCACCGGUUACUCGGGUCCGCUCAUGGCCGCUAUUGCAGGACUAAUAGGCGGCUUUGUGGUUUGUCUCACGCUACUAGCUGUCGCCAUGAUGUUGGUGCGACGUCGACGUAGACGUAAAUCCAUCAAGCAAAAGCUGAUCAACGAGAAUACCAUGGAUCGUUCCGAUUUUCUGCGACAACUCAACGAAAUGCGUCCGAAUGCAGAAUAUUUCCUAGCGAUGCUCAACGAUACGCGACGCCAAAUACGCAAAUUGUAUUUGUCGGGUGAGGUGAGCGCAGCGAAUUCCUAUCGACCGAUAGUACGUGAUCUUGCCAAAAUACUGAUACUAUUGAAUCGACCAAUCGAAUUGAUACCCGCGGCACCGCACGACUGGAAUCGUUUGUACACGUGGUCCGAACAAGCAUUGGAGCGUUACAAGCCACAAGUGGGUCACUUAAUUGAUUUCUUUCAGCCCUCCGGUGGCGGACGCGGCAGCAGCAGCGUUGGCAUCACCGAUGACUUCGAUGCAACGUUCUUUCCACAGAAGAACAACGUCUACCGGCAGAGCAUGCUGGCGGGCUCCGGUCAGCAAAAGCUGCACAUGUUCGGCUCGCUCAUUAGCUUGCAUGAAUUUGARGAGCCGCGCCCUUCCGAUCCCUUCGGCAGCAGCUUCAACACGCUCAAAAGUGGGAAUCUGAUAUCGGAUCUCAAUGCGAGUUCGUUAUGGCUGGAAGACGAAUUCUACAAAUUGGGCUUUCGACCACAGGACGAAAUCACGACUGAGUUAUAAUGCCUGCUGUGUGUGUUUUUUUUUUUUUUUGUUUGGAUCGUUUCUCAUAUAGAAUUGUGUUAGUUUUGUUUUACUUAUUUGAUAUGGAUUAGCUUAGAUACUUUAUUUUAUAUUAUGUAAAAUAAUUUUAAUUAAAAAGUAUUAUUUUAUUUUGUUAAAACGAUUAGCUGCUUAAAAUCUGCAGAAUACGUUGUGUUUGCUUAAUAUAUGGUACAUUACUGUUUUUUAAUCACAAAUAUUUACAAACAAUUUUUACAAAUCACUAAAUGUACAGUCGACGUCACAAAUAUGUAUACCAACACGCAAUCAUGUAAGAACGCACAAAGUUAUUGCACAAGCAUGCAACUUGCUGUCUGUUUUAUAGAAUAAUUUGUUAUAAAAUAAUACAAAAUAAUAACGGUAAAGUUAUAAUUGAAAGAAAGCACCAACGAACAAAUAAUGUAAAAAAAAUGCCGCCCAGUUGCCGCUAAGSAGCGACUAGUGUACGCCUACACUUUGCUUCCAU
This is a messenger RNA of Bactrocera latifrons, 1531 nucleotides long. RefSeq lists its product as uncharacterized. NCBI's taxonomy places the organism in Eukaryota, Metazoa, Arthropoda, Insecta, Diptera, Tephritidae. The record is from RefSeq and is a predicted model, not a curated record. The transcript has 2 exons. The coding region runs from base 163 to 1026 and encodes 287 amino acids.